Messenger RNA from Ipomoea nil (Japanese morning glory), 641 nucleotides. RefSeq names its product histone H4. The transcript has 2 exons. The record is from RefSeq and is a predicted model, not a curated record. Gene Ontology annotation, molecular function: DNA binding; structural constituent of chromatin; protein heterodimerization activity. Bases 125 to 436 code for a protein of 103 amino acids. Gene Ontology annotation, biological process: nucleosome assembly. Gene Ontology annotation, cellular component: nucleosome. NCBI's taxonomy places the organism in Eukaryota, Viridiplantae, Streptophyta, Magnoliopsida, Solanales, Convolvulaceae.
UACUGCCCCUUCACCCCUUACCCGAAUACACUCUCCAUUGUCGUUGCAUUGUGAGCUCGAGGUCAUUCUUCGUCUUCUAUACAUUUCUCAGAUUUAGGAAUUUGUAGUUGGGUGUCUGUUCAGAAUGUCGGGUCGGGGAAAAGGAGGCAAGGGAUUGGGAAAGGGAGGAGCCAAGCGUCACAGGAAGGUCCUCCGCGAUAACAUCCAGGGUAUAACCAAGCCGGCCAUCCGUAGGCUGGCCCGUAGAGGCGGCGUGAAGCGUAUCAGCGGUCUCAUAUACGAGGAGACUCGCGGCGUGUUGAAGAUCUUUCUGGAGAAUGUGAUUAGGGAUGCCGUUACCUACACGGAGCACGCCCGCCGCAAGACGGUUACUGCCAUGGAUGUGGUGUAUGCCUUGAAAAGGCAGGGGAGGACUCUGUACGGAUUCGGUGGGUGAAUCGUUUGUACUGGUUUUUUGUUAUGAGUCUUGCUGUCAAGAAAAUUAGAACUGUCAACAAUGGCUGGGCUCUUUUCUUACUCACUUUUUUGUAAAUACUCAUUGUUGGGUAUUGUGUUCUUAGGUUGGUUGUAGUUUAGUCACUUUAGUGUUGGUGUUGAACGCUUUAUGUUUUGUUUCAGUAAUGGGAAAUUUGUUGUGGAAA